AUGCCUGACUUCCUCACAUACAUCAUACAAAUCAUCAUAUACACGCCUGACUUCCUCAUAGACGUCAUAUACAGCAUCAUAUACACGGCUGACUUCCCCUUACCUGUCUGUCUGAGCGAGAAGCCGAGGCCACACCCAGGAGACCACACCCAGGAGACCACACCCCCGCAGGCCACGCCCACAGAGACCACGCCCUGGCAUUUACUCCUGCAGUACACUGCUAGAUCCACUUGUGCCAACCCUCCAGUGGAUGGAGAUGGUGUGUUUCGCUGGCAGACUGAGGGAGAUGCUUUCCAGCAGGAGCUGACCUAUAGGAACAGGACACUGGUCAUUCAGAAAGAGGGUACUUACUUCAUCUACUCUAAGAUCUACUACAAUGAAUCCCCCUGUGGCCUCUUCAAACAUGAGGUUGUGCGCCUGUCCCCACGAUACAACGACCCCAUGACCCUCAUGCAGAACAUAAGAUACCGCUGCCUGAACACCCAGAGGAGCGACCGGACUGAUCGUAAGGAGACAGGGAACAGUUUUUUGAGUGGGGCAUUUGAGCUGAAAACUGGUGAUCUUAUCUAUGUUAAAGUGAACAAUAAAUCUCUGGUAUUGUCUGGAAUGCACGACAACUUCUUUGGUGCAUUCAUGAUCUAG
Molecule: messenger RNA, 642 nt
Organism: Chanos chanos (milkfish)
Lineage: Eukaryota; Metazoa; Chordata; Actinopteri; Gonorynchiformes; Chanidae
Product: tumor necrosis factor ligand superfamily member 10-like
Exons: 3
Coding region: 1-642 (213 amino acids)
Biological process (GO): immune response
Cellular component (GO): membrane
Molecular function (GO): tumor necrosis factor receptor binding
Source: RefSeq, a predicted model, not a curated record